Messenger RNA from Trypanosoma rangeli, 582 nucleotides. RefSeq names its product trans-sialidase. The record is from RefSeq and is a predicted model, not a curated record. NCBI's taxonomy places the organism in Eukaryota, Euglenozoa, Kinetoplastea, Trypanosomatida, Trypanosomatidae. The transcript has a single exon. The coding region runs from base 1 to 582 and encodes 193 amino acids.
AUGCUGCUCACCACGCCAGUGUAUUCUGAGGAGAAGGGAGAGGGUCGGCUGCAUCUUUGGAUGACAGACAAUGCCCGUGUGCACGACGUUGGGCCGGUAUCUCGCGAAGGUGAUGAUGCCGCCGCCAGCUCCUUGCUGUACAGAGCCGACAAGAAGGAGUUGAUUUUACUGUACGAGAAGAAGAGCGGAGAUUCAUACAGUCUUGUCGCCGUGAGCCUGACUGAGCAGCUGGAGCGGAUAAAGAGCGUGGUGAAAGCCUGGAAAGAUAUGGACACCGCACUCAACAACUGCCUUUCCACUGGCACUGUUGACCCGCGGAUAAAGAAUGUGUGCAAAGGUCCUGUUCCCACGGAAGGGCUGGUUGGCUUUUGGUCCAACAGUUUGGAGGGGAAUUUAUGGAAGGACGAAUACCUCGGAGUGAACGCAAUGGUGCAUGGUGGGAAUGUGGCAGGCACGGAGGGGGGCGUGAGGUUCCAAGGCGCAGCAGCGGGGGCGGAGUGGCCGGUGGGCAACAAGGGGCAGUUCCAACCGUACCACUUUGCGAACAAAAAAGUUCACUCUUGUGGCGACGGUGAUGAUUAA